CGGCGGCCGGGGAGGCCCGGGAGGCCGCGGUGCGGUCACUGCGAGCCGAGCCGAGCCGCGCCGAUCGCCCUCCGGCCCCGGCUCCCGCGAGCGAUCCCGGCCGGCGGCGCGGCCCGGCGGGCCCGGCGGCGCCGCAGCCCAUGGAGCUCGAGAACAUCGUAGCGAACACGGUGCUACUCAAGGCCCGGGAAGGUGGUGGUGGGAAUCGCAAAGGCAAAAGCAAGAAAUGGCGACAGAUGCUGCAGUUUCCCCACAUCAGCCAGUGUGAAGAGCUGCGGCUCAGCCUCGAGCGUGACUACCAUAGUCUGUGCGAGCGGCAGCCCAUCGGGCGCCUGCUAUUCCGUGAGUUCUGCGCAACGAGGCCCGAGCUGACCCGCUGCAUUGCCUUCCUGGAUGGAGUGGCCGAGUAUGAAGUGACCCCCGACGAGAAGCGGAAGGCCUGUGGGCGGCGACUAGUGCAGAAUUUUCUGAGCCACACGGGUCCUGACCUCAUCCCUGAGGUCCCCCGGCAGCUGGUGACUAAUUGCUCCCAGCGGCUGGAGCAGGGGCCCUGCAAAGACCUCUUCCAGGAGCUCACCCGGCUGACCCACGAGUACCUGAGCAUGGCUCCUUUUGCCGACUACCUCGACAGCAUCUACUUCAACCGUUUCCUACAGUGGAAGUGGCUGGAAAGGCAGCCAGUGACCAAAAACACCUUCAGGCAGUACCGAGUCCUGGGCAAAGGCGGCUUUGGUGAGGUGUGUGCCUGCCAGGUUCGGGCAACGGGCAAGAUGUACGCAUGCAAGAAGCUGGAGAAGAAGAGGAUCAAGAAGCGGAAAGGGGAGGCCAUGGCACUGAAUGAGAAGCAAAUCCUGGAGAAAGUGAACAGUAGGUUUGUAGUGAGCUUAGCCUAUGCCUACGAGACCAAGGACGCGCUGUGCCUGGUGCUGACGCUGAUGAACGGAGGCGACCUCAAAUUCCACAUCUACCACAUGGGCCAGGCUGGCUUCCCCGAGGCGCGCGCUGUCUUCUACGCCGCGGAGAUCUGCUGCGGCCUGGAGGACCUGCACCGUGAGCGCAUCGUGUACAGGGACCUGAAGCCGGAGAACAUCCUACUGGAUGACCACGGUCAUAUCCGAAUCUCUGACCUGGGGCUGGCGGUGCACGUGCCAGAGGGCCAGACCAUCAAGGGUCGUGUGGGCACUGUGGGCUACAUGGCUCCAGAGGUGGUGAAGAAUGAACGGUACACAUUCAGCCCAGACUGGUGGGCGCUGGGCUGCCUCCUCUAUGAGAUGAUCGCAGGCCAGUCCCCCUUCCAGCAGAGGAAAAAGAAAAUCAAGCGAGAGGAGGUGGAGCGGUUAGUGAAGGAGGUGCCUGAGGAAUACUCGGAGCGCUUUUCCCCGCAGGCCCGCUCGCUCUGCUCCCAGCUCCUGUGCAAGGACCCCGCUGAGCGCCUGGGGUGUCGUGGAGGUGGUGCCCGCGAAGUGAAGGAACACCCCCUCUUCAAGAAGCUGAACUUCAAGCGGCUGGGAGCUGGCAUGCAGGAGCCACCCUUCAAGCCUGACCCCCAGGCCAUUUACUGCAAGGAUGUUCUGGACAUCGAACAGUUUUCCACAGUAAAGGGCGUGGAGCUGGAGCCCACUGACCAGGACUUCUACCAGAAGUUUGCCACGGGCAGUGUGCCCAUCCCCUGGCAGAAUGAGAUGGUGGAGACGGAGUGCUUCCAGGAGCUGAAUGUCUUUGGGCUUGAUGGCUCGGUUCCCCCAGACCUGGACUGGAAGGGUCAGCCCCCUGCGCCCCCCAAGAAGGGACUGCUGCAGAGACUCUUCAGCCGUCAGGAUUGCUGUGGGAACUGCAGCGACAGUGAGGAAGAGCUCCCCACCCGCCUCGAGCUCCCCACCCGCCUCUAGCCCCCAGCCUGAGGCCCCCACCGGUGGUUGGCGGUAGCAGCUACUCCGAGCGCUGUUUACAGUUUUGCACAGUGGUCUUCCCCAUUGCCCACGCGAGUUGUGGCCUGGGGAACACAGCCGGAGCUGUCCCCGGUGUCCUCUGCCCCUCAGCCCCUGAUCUGGCUGGGCUCGGGCAAGGCCUGGGCUGUCCCUGGGACAAAGGUGCGUCCCUUCAGCUCUUGUCUGUGGAGCUUGGGGCUUUCUGUAUUUAUGUAUUUGUACGAAUGUAUAUAGCAACCAGAGCGUUCUUAAGACCCACCCUGGAGCUGGCAGAGGGGCCACUGCCAAACUCAAGGCUCCUUGGGCCCAGCUUGGACAGGCCGAGACUGGGCCAGACAAGGCCCUUGAGCCCCCAGCACUGUGCUCGCCACCGCCGACCUCCGAGUGAGACUCAUGCCUGCCUCUGCCGCCCUGGGCUCGGGCCACCACCUCUGGGGUCCAUUGUUGUCCCUUCUCAGCACUUGUCAAAGCUGGAUCUGGGGCCUCUGUAUCCCCUAGGCCUGUGCCAAAGUGUGACCAGAGAUUGGGCUGACCCUGGGACCCAUCAGUCCACUGCCCAGGCUGUCCCAGAUGGGUCUGCCUCUGCCUUCCAGCUCCCAGGGUGCCUCGUCCCUCAUGCUGGGCCCUGUCCU
Molecule: messenger RNA, 2560 nt
Organism: Lontra canadensis (Northern American river otter)
Lineage: Eukaryota; Metazoa; Chordata; Mammalia; Carnivora; Mustelidae
Gene: GRK6
Product: G protein-coupled receptor kinase 6
Exons: 16
Coding region: 141-1889 (582 amino acids)
Biological process (GO): regulation of signal transduction; signal transduction; protein phosphorylation
Cellular component (GO): plasma membrane; cytoplasm
Molecular function (GO): ATP binding; G protein-coupled receptor kinase activity
Source: RefSeq, a predicted model, not a curated record